Molecule: messenger RNA, 1362 nt
Organism: Lobosporangium transversale
Lineage: Eukaryota; Fungi; Mortierellomycota; Mortierellomycetes; Mortierellales; Mortierellaceae
Product: serine incorporator/TMS membrane protein
Exons: 6
Coding region: 1-1362 (453 amino acids)
Cellular component (GO): membrane
Source: RefSeq, a predicted model, not a curated record
AUGGGUGGAGCCAUCAGCUGUCUCGCACUACCCGCCUUGAGUAGUCUUGGCUCCAUCCUCGUCUCUUGUUUCUCCGCUGCAGCAUGCUCGCUUACUUGUCAAUCGUGCAAUUACAAUAACUCUAUCGCCACUCGUGUCGGAUAUGCAAUAAUUAUGCUAUUCAACUCCUUGCUAGCUUGGGCUUUGCUACAUGAUUGGGUUUCUAAACAGCUCGAAAACAUCACUUAUGGAUAUCUCAAGUUAAACUGCGCGGACAAUUCUUGUUACGGAGUGUUUGGGGUUCAGCGCACUGGAUUUGGCCUUGCACUCUUUCAUUUCAUCCUUGGAGCUCUGUUAAUCGGUGUGCACGAUUCACGAUGGUGGGGACCAAAAUUACUUACCUGGAUGGCUCUGGUGGUAGCAUCUUUUUUUAUUCCAGUACGGUUUUUCGUUUUUUACGGCAACUAUGUUGCAUUGAUAGGAGCUGGUGUUUUCAUUCUCUUUGGACUCAUUCUCUUGGUCGACCUUGCACAUACCUGGAGUGAGACUUGUGUGGAUAAAUGGGAACAGAGUGAUAGCAACAUAUGGCGGUUUAUCCUCGUAGGAUCCACGUUGGUCAUGUUUCUCGGCUUCUUGGUUCUCACGGAGAUCACAUAUAAUUAUUUUGCAGGCAAAGGUUGCGGAAUGAAUACUUUUUGGAUAACAUUCAAUCUGAUCCUUGGUAUCAUUGUCACGAUCUUGAGUAUUUUGCCUGCUAUCCAGGAUGCGAACCCACGAUCAGGGUUAACACAGUCGUCUAUGGUCGUAAUAUACUGCGCUUACUUAGUAUUGAGCGGCGUGGCGAAUGAACCGGAUGAGGAUACCAAUUGUAAUCCUUGGAAUAAAGCGAGAGGGACAAGGACCACGUCAGUUGUCCUCGAUGCUGUCUUUACUUUCCUUGCCGUAGCCUAUUCAACCUCAAGGGCAGCAACACAGAGCGGAAAGGCCACGAUUGAUAAUGGCGACUAUGCACCUCUCAAAGCGGAUUCAACGGCACAGCAAUCCGAUGCUAUUCUGGCGGCUGUUGAAAGAGGAGCGCUUCCAGUGUCUGCGUUGGAUGAUAUUGAUGAAGAAGAUGAUACGGAAUACGACGCCAAGGACGAUGAGAAGAAUGGAUGUCAAUAUAACUAUAGUUUUUUCCACAUUGUGUUUGCAUUAGCAGCCAUGUACAUCUCAAUGGUGCUGACGAACUGGAACACAUUCGAAGAGGUAGAUAGGAAUGGAAAUAACCUUAUCUUGAUUGACCAGAGCCGGCCUGCAGUCUGGGUUAAGGUGGUCUCGUCUUGGAUCUGCUAUAGUCUCUAUGCAUUUUCACUUCUUGCACCCGUUCUUUUUCCUAAUUGA